Messenger RNA from Oryzias melastigma (Indian medaka), 833 nucleotides. RefSeq names its product integrin alpha-3. The record is from RefSeq and is a predicted model, not a curated record. Gene Ontology annotation, cellular component: external side of plasma membrane; integrin complex. Gene Ontology annotation, molecular function: integrin binding. Gene Ontology annotation, biological process: integrin-mediated signaling pathway; cell-matrix adhesion; cell-cell adhesion. Lineage: Eukaryota; Metazoa; Chordata; Actinopteri; Beloniformes; Adrianichthyidae.
GAGUUCAGAGAUGCAAGGACUGUGGUUGUUCGGGGUCAAGCCACCCUGAAGCUGCACACCGAUAAACCCACGGUCCACAUGGAGUCUCAGAGCACAGAGGUUGUGGUCCACAUCUACCCAGAGUUUGGACUGAAUUUGGACUCCGGUCUCCUGGUGAGGAUCAUCCUGGUAUCCGUCUUGGCGGGGGCUCUGCUGCUGGCUCUCAUCUGCCUGUUGCUUCGAAAGUGUGGCUUCUUCAAAAGAGCCAGUACCAGGGAGCUUUACCAGGCCAAGAUGCUGAAGGCCCACGUAAAGAGCCAGCCAUCUGAGAGUGAGCAGCUUUCUGAAGAGCACUGAAGCCUUUGACGCAUCCAGUCUAGAUGGCUGCUGAAAGCGCUGCAAAGGGUGACUACCAGCAGUACUUUACCAGAGGAGGAUUAAUGGGAAAACGUUUCCUGGUUUGGAAUUAGCAGGCGUUGACCUUGGAUAGAAAACCUCAUAGAACUGGGUCUUUCUCCUGGACUGUGGCUCAUUGAGACGCCAUUUCCAUGGAAACAACCAAACAUCUAUAUUUUGUCUUGGUGUGGCAGCAGCAUGUGUGUUCGUGUGCUUUCCCAACCCUGGUAACAGACCUGUAUUGAUCUGUUUGAUUUGGAAGAACGAUUUUUAGGGGUUCCAACCCAGAGGAGCAGAUUGUCAGGAGCACCUCCUAUAAAAAUGGUGUUGCAGGUGAGGGUUUUCCUCAGGUGCCCGACCUACCAGCUUUCAGUUCUAGACGCUCCUCUGGAUGUUUCAAACCUUGUUUGAUACUUGCUGUGGUGUGAUCUAAUAAAGGUCAUGAUGAGGUCAGCGUU